UCCCCUACCCCUACCCCCAAGACUGCAAUCCUUCAGUCCAUUCUUGCUCUGCAGAUGUCUCAGAUCAACAUAGAAUCUCCUAAACACUGCUCCAAGAGAGAAUUUUGCAUCCACAAGAAGCUUUUCUUUGCUGUCGUUGCCUUUCUGUUCUCUAUCCUAUUAGCACUCAUCUUCAUUGUUUGGAUAAGUCUGCACCCCUCUAGGCCAGAGUUCUCUCUCUCAGAAGCUAAAAUAAAUCAACUCAACCUCUUCACUGCUCACCUUCUUUACUCCUCCAUUCAACUCACCCUGCUCUCCAAGAACCCAAACAAGAAAAUAGGCAUCUACUACGACGAAAUGCAAGUUUUCGCAUCCUACAAGGGGCAGCAGAUCACCGUUUACACCUCUCUUCCUCCAUUUUAUCAAGGGCACGAAGACACCAACGUUCUUUCUGCAUCUUUGACAGGGAAUGGGUUGGCUGUGGCUCCUUCUGUUGUUUAUUUCGUGCAGCGAGAUCAAAGUUCUGGAAAGCUGGUCUUGGCUCUGAAGGCAAUUGGGAAGCUGAGAUGGAAGGUGGGGACUUGGGUUUCUGGGAAAUAUAGGUAUAAUGUAAACUGCAUUGUUGUGGUGCCUUUUGGAGGUUCUUCACCAUUAAGUUCUACAAGGUUUAAGCAAACUCAGUGCUCUACUACACUUUAAAAAUUGAUAUCUUUUGCUCUUCUAAUGAACUGUAUUGUUCUCUACUCUUUUACUGUUUCUGUAUCAAAUCUGGUCACUUAACUGAGUUAAUAACAUGAGUAUAUUUAUCUAAACACACCAAAUGAA
This is a messenger RNA of Ipomoea nil (Japanese morning glory), 804 nucleotides long. RefSeq names its product NDR1/HIN1-like protein 12. The transcript has a single exon. The record is from RefSeq and is a predicted model, not a curated record. Gene Ontology annotation, biological process: defense response to other organism. Bases 55 to 678 code for a protein of 207 amino acids. NCBI's taxonomy places the organism in Eukaryota, Viridiplantae, Streptophyta, Magnoliopsida, Solanales, Convolvulaceae.